GAUAUACAUUGGGACUCAUUUCUUAUUUUGCUAACGUUAAAUUAAAUGAAUGGCAACAAACAACACCUGUCUAUCCUGCGCGAGUGUGCGCGGCGCGGAGAAAAUUUAAGAAAAAAUAAAAAAAGAAAAGAAAUGGCAGUUACUAGAGAGAAAGAAAAUUGUUCAAGAAAAAUUAAUGGAAAUAUACCUGCAUUAUCCCUCAAUAGUGAUAAUAUGUCGACAUCGACGGACAGUGACGACGUAGCGGACCCGACAUAUGAAAUUAGGAACAUUCGUAGUAUUAUAAACGUGACCCGUGAAAACAUUGAUGCACUAAACGCGAAAUUUGCUGGUUUUCAGCACCCGCCACCGUUGUAUUUAUCUGAAUAUCAGGAGUUGACGUUGAAGUUGCAUAACUUAGAAGGGACUUUACGGGAAUUGUUGUCCGAGUCGCCGGAUAGGAGUGAAGAGUGUUCUUUACAGGAUGACUCGAAGAAGUAUGACACGCUUACGAGGCAGCCGAAGGUGUUCCUACGGGCGCACCUUCCUAACCAGCAGCGUACGAGUGUGCAGGUGAAGGAAGGUGUGACUCUGCGGAAGGCGCUUUCUAAGGCGCUUAAGCUACGUAAUUUAACUUGUGAAAUGUGCGAAGUGGUGAGGACAGGCAAUAGCCAAGUGAUUCCCUGGGAUGUUGACAUCACAAUGAUUGAUGCUGUUGAGGUAACAGUCCGUACAUUGGACAAGCUGCCGAUAAUGUCCCACAUGUCACAUCAGUUUACAAGGAAGACAUUCUUCACACUGGCAUUCUGCGAGUGCUGCAGACGGUUGCUAUUUAAUGGCUUCUACUGCUCGCAGUGCAAUUUCAAGUUCCACCAGCGCUGUGCAGACAAAGUGCCCAGCAUAUGUCACCAGAUGCGUGUAACAGACACGUACUAUGCGGCGCUGCUGGCUCAGAACCCGGAGACGCAGGCGGGCAUCCUACACUACCCCUCCCACUUUGGAUACCAUCACAUGAUGAACAGACCUGACCAGAGCAAGUCUCAACACCCUCGCUCAUUGAACCAGCAGGACCGCUCCAACUCGGCCCCCAAUGUCUGCAUUAACAUGGUGCAGCGUCCCAUCACCCUCGCUGAACACCAGAGGAAAAACAAUCAGACUAACAACUCGCCACAGUCAAACAAAUAUCUGACAUCGGGCAGACAUAACAAGGAGGAUAAGGACAAGGGUGCAGAGCAGCACAGUCACAGCACACAGGCGUCGCCGACGGGCACGCUGCGGCCGCGGCGGGCGCGCGCGCGCUCCGCGGACGAGUCGUGGAAGCACGCGCUGUCGCCGCGCGAGAGCUACGACGACUGGGUCAUACAUGCAGACGAGAUACUCAUCGGACCACGUAUCGGUUCGGGCAGCUUCGGGACAGUGUACAAGGCGCACUGGCACGGGCCCGUCGCAGUCAAGACGCUCAACGUGAAGACACCCACUCCAGCGCAGCUGCAGGCAUUCAAAAAUGAGGUCACAUACUUGUAUUUAUCUAAUCAUCUUGUAUUUAUUUUACAUUGCCUGAUUACUUAAAAUUAUUCAAAGGUA
Papilio polytes (common Mormon) is the source of this 1563-nucleotide messenger RNA. It is a transcript of the gene raf, whose product is annotated as raf homolog serine/threonine-protein kinase phl. The coding region runs from base 46 to 1548 and encodes 500 amino acids. Gene Ontology annotation, molecular function: ATP binding; protein kinase activity. Lineage: Eukaryota; Metazoa; Arthropoda; Insecta; Lepidoptera; Papilionidae. The record is from RefSeq and is a predicted model, not a curated record. Gene Ontology annotation, biological process: signal transduction; protein phosphorylation. The transcript is spliced from 7 exons.